Molecule: messenger RNA, 890 nt
Organism: Syzygium oleosum
Lineage: Eukaryota; Viridiplantae; Streptophyta; Magnoliopsida; Myrtales; Myrtaceae
Exons: 1
Coding region: 178-588 (136 amino acids)
Source: RefSeq, a predicted model, not a curated record
UCAAUUUACGGCAGAGACUCCCAAAUUGAUCACUUUUUUAGCUCCCGAGUCUUCAGAGACUCGUUGGAAAAAAAGUUCUCAACUCUCCCAAACACAAACCCUCCAAAAAAAGAAGACCCAAAAGGUGAAAAAAAAAAGAGAGAGAGACAAAGAGACAGGGAAGAUCAAGAACAGAGUAUGGAGAUUGAAACGGUGAAGUGCGAGUGUUGUGGGUUGAAGGAGGACUGCACCCAAGACUACAUAUCCCAAGUGAAGUCCAAAUUUGAAGGCAAAUGGCUCUGUGGGUUGUGCUCAGAGGCCGUGAGGGAUGAAGCGAACAGAGCCAACAGCAACAACAAGAAGCCAUUCGGGGUUGAAGAAGCCGUGAGAGCUCACAUGUCCUUCUGCAGAAAGUACAAGUCAAGCCCUGCAUUCAGGGUCGCUGAUGGGAUGAGGCAGAUGCUGAGGAGGAGGUCUGGCGAUCUGUCGUCUUCAUCUUCUUCAUCGUCAUCAUCAUCUUCCUCUUCUUCUUCUUCAUCUUCUAAGAAGUACUCAAGAUCAGCCAGCACUUCACAAGUUGGUGAUGAAUCACCAUACUCACUGUACUGAUUGAGGGAAACAGAUAGCAGGGGAAGCGCUAGCUAUUGCUGAUCUUGGUUUGGCUUUCUUGAAAAUCCAACCAAAAAGGGAUAAAAAAAAAAGAGACCAAAAAAAGAAAAAAAAAUGGAGAAAGCUUUCAUCUUUUGUCUUGUACAGGGGAUGUUGAAUUUAGUGGAGGCUUCUUCUGAGCUCUUGGAAUUUUGGCUGCGUCUACACCCAUGUGUUCAUGGGAUGUGAUUGUUUCUGGUUUUCUCUCCUUUUCUUUUUCUUUUUUCCAAAUAAUUUCCAAAAACCCUUUAUUCUUUUUGUAA